AUUGUUACUUUUAUUUUUUUCAUAGAUAACAUGUAUAUGUUAUGCGAGAACCAAAGCUAACCCUCAUGGUUGUAACAAACUUUAAACAUAUACAUUACUCCAUACAUUAAAUACAAAUUUAUAAUAUGCCAAAUUAAACAUUCCACAACAAAAUAAUUUGUUUUCUUAGAGGUAUUAGAAAACAUAAUGCAAAUAUUAGUGUUGUGCAUUAUUAAUUCCCUAUUUGGUAUAUUUUUUCAACCUACGCAUAAUUAAUAUUUAUAUUAGUUAUACAUUCUAUGUAGUAUUAUCCUAAGUAUAACUAACACAUAGUAAAUUAUGAUACUAGCAAGGCAAGGAUUUUAAUACUUGCCUAACAACGGUAAAGACAUAAUUGCCCCUCAAAUCUCUCAAAACUUAUUCCAAAUACGUUCUGCCAUAUUCUGUAAUUGUCAUUUUGACUACACAGGAUCGUUAUUACAUUUUACUAUUUUAAUACUGAUGAAAAAUAUUUAAAAAAUAUCUGGUGUUUGUUUAGUACAUGAAAAACAUUUUCUGAAAAAAUUAUAAACUAGUACUAAUCCUUGUAUAAUUUGUCUUUAACCAAUUUACCCAAACGUACAAAUCAGGUAAACCACGUGUACAUUUCCCUAAUAACCAAACAGAAAAUACAGUAAAAAAUGUCAGAAGAGUCGAUGCAAGUUUUGGACAACAAUGGUUAGAUAACGAAAGCAAAAAAUUACAUACAAUGUACACUACACAGUAAAUAAAGCUUUAAAAAAAAAAAAAAUUAAUUUACCCAAAGUCGUUACACACAUAUUUAGGUACAGGGGAAAGAAAAUAGACCCAAUUAGAUACAGCAGCAAUCACAAAAUCUGAAAAAAAAAUCUGCUUUGAUAGAUUCAAAGAUCUAGUGUAUAUAUAUACAGUGAAACUGGACUUUUCCUCCAUAUCUGGCUAAAUCUAUCUCGGUCAUAUACUUGUGUUGACUCAUUAAGUACUAGUUUUGGUUCAGAUUUUUAUUUUUUUAUUUUUUUUGGUUCGGAUUUGGGUUGAGUUUAUAUUUUUGGGAUGUAAUGGAAGAAAAUAACACAGCAGCAAUUCAUACAGCUAUAAAUGCAGUGCAAUCAUUAGGAAGGGGAUUUGAUGUGAAUUAUGAUACAAGAUUGCUAUAUUGUAAGGGGGUGGGUGGGUCUAGGGUUGUAGAGAUUGAUGAAGAACAGCAGCAUACAAGGGAUCUUUGUUUAUAUGAUAACGUAGUGCUGCCUAAUAUUUCAAGGGAUAUUAAGAAUUUUCAGGAGCCUGGUGGUCGAGAUGGUUCUAGUGUUUGCAAUUAUAAUGAGAUGGUGGAAUUUUUUAACAGAAAGGCUGAUAUUUCAAGCCAUUCUCCUCUUGGUAGCUUCAAUGUAGCAUUCAGUUUCACUGGUGCGAAGCAUUUAGAUGCUACCACUACAAAGACACUUUGUAUGGAUGGCUAUUUCAUACCACUUUCUAGACUUCAACUCAUGAAUUCACCGCUAGCCUUACAGGAAAGUGUUAGAAGAGCUGUCCCAGCAUCAUGGGACCCACCCGCAUUAGCGAGCUUCAUUGAAACUUUUGGGACUCACAUAAUUACAUCCAUAACUAUCGGUGGUAAAGAUGUAAUUUACGUUAAACAGCACCUUUCAUCACGCCUGUCCACAAUGGAAGUAAAAAGUUAUGUUCAUGAUAUCGGAAAUCAGAGGUUCUCCAGCACAGAAAGCCUUACAAGUUCAGGUCUAUUGAAAUACAAGGAUAAGUCUAGCGAUCCAUCGAUAUUCAAUAGCCAAGGAAUAUAUCCCCAACCCACAAAUGCUCCAUAUAUUGCUGGGAAUGGAAAAGAGGAUGUCACAGUCAUUUUCAGAAGAAGGGGAGGGGAUGAUCUGGAACAAAGCCACACCCAAUGGGCAAAAACUGUCAGAUCAUCUCCGGAUGUCAUUGAGAUGUCAUUCUUCCCUAUAACUCUUCUGCUUGAAGGGAUCAAAGGGAAAGAUCAUCUGGCACGCGCUAUAAGUCUCUAUCUUGAAUACAAGCCUCAAAUCGAAGAGCUGAGAUAUUUUCUGGAGUUUCAGGUCCCAAGGGUAUGGGCCCCUGUACAGUCGAGACUUCCAGGCCAACAACGGAAGGAACCUGUUUGCCCACAUCUGCAGUUCAGCAUGAUGGGGCAAAAGCUCUAUAUUAGCCAAGAACAAGUGUCGGUGGGGCGUAAGCCUGUGACUGGCAUGCGGCUAGCUCUUGAAGGUUCCAAGUCGAAUAGAUUAUGUGUCUAUAUUCAACAUCUGACUUCCCUUCCUAGAAUCCUUCUGCCAUGUUGGGACACUCAUGUAGCAAUUGGCGCUCCAAAGUGGCAGGGCCCUGAAGAGCAAGAUAGUAGGUGGUUUGAGCCGGUGAAAUGGAAGAACUUCUCCCACGUGAGUACUGCACCAAUUGAGUGCCCUGAAACUUUUAUUGGUAAUGAUCACUCUGGCGUGUACAUAGUGACGGGAGCUCAGCUUGGGGUUUGGGACUUUGGGUCAAGAAAUGUGUUGUAUAUGAAGCUUCUAUAUUCAAGGCUACCAGGAUGCACGAUACAAAGAUCACUGUGGGAGCACACCCCAAAUGAUAAGUCAAAUAAACAGGUCAAUUGUGGGAAUUACCAUGGCGAUGCAAGUUCUCUUACAGGGGAGAAUAUUAUAGGUAAUAAGUUGGCAAAGUUUGUUGACAUGACCGAGAUGAGUAAGGGGCCUCAAGAUCCUCCUGGUCACUGGUUAGUGACAGGUGGAAAACUUGGUGUUGAGAAAGGGAGAAUUGUUUUGAGAUUGAAGUAUUCCUUGUUAAAUUAUUAGUUGAUACUGGUUCUAAACUUGCUGCAUUACAAGGAAGUGAGGUGUUUUGGUGUAUAUGGUUCGUUUUUUUUUUUGGGUAUAUGUUUACCAUCUCUGGUAGAUGGUAGAUUGCUACGGAGAAGGAUGUAUAUCUAGGUAGUUCCAAUGUGUAAAUUUCUACAAAUUUUGACACAAUCAUCUUUUUUCAUUUCUGAAGUAAUAUGUAGGAAGUGCCACUUCCAGUCUAAUAAGAGAACAAUUCAAGAAUAACUGCAGUUAAGUAAAAUAACCUUCGGAAA
This is a messenger RNA of Nicotiana tabacum (common tobacco), 3100 nucleotides long. RefSeq names its product MACPF domain-containing protein CAD1. Gene Ontology annotation, biological process: regulation of salicylic acid mediated signaling pathway; plant-type hypersensitive response. NCBI's taxonomy places the organism in Eukaryota, Viridiplantae, Streptophyta, Magnoliopsida, Solanales, Solanaceae. The record is from RefSeq and is a predicted model, not a curated record. Gene Ontology annotation, cellular component: plasma membrane.